Messenger RNA from Nestor notabilis (Kea), 2704 nucleotides. RefSeq names its product Mov10 RISC complex RNA helicase (gene MOV10). The transcript has 19 exons. The annotation marks the transcript as partial. The record is from RefSeq and is a predicted model, not a curated record. Gene Ontology annotation, molecular function: RNA binding; 5'-3' RNA helicase activity. Lineage: Eukaryota; Metazoa; Chordata; Aves; Psittaciformes; Psittacidae.
GACCGAUACAAGAAUGCCCAACUUCUCCUGUGUCCUGUACGCGCUGAAGGUGACCCACCAGGUGCAGGUUCGCGGGGAGAUGGUGCACUUCCAGAAGAAGCAGCAGCGGGUGGUGGUGGCAGACCAGUACUGGAGACCCAGAAUGAACGCAGGGCCAUUGGUGUCCACAUCUGCCUCGGGGAACCAGCCCAGCUCUGGUCCUCAAGUGCCCCUGAGCCGUGCCAAGAAGUGGGCCAAGUUCAUCCGCGGGAAGCACGGGGUAGAGAUCGUCUCGGAACAUGACCAGGGCAAUGGGCACAUCCGCUUCCCGGUGGUGCCUGGUGAGCCCCGGAUGGUCACCGUGGUGGUGCAGAACCAGGGGGCAGAGGCUGUGACGCUGUGGCGGUGCCGGCCACGCCAGCCCUCGCGGGAGCUCUCCUUCACUGAUGAGCAAGGGGUGACUCGGGGGAAGUCACUGCUGCUGCACCCAGGUGGCAGGUACCCCAUCCAGGUGCGGUGCCUGGCCUCCUGCAAUGGGUACUUCCACGUCGUGGUGGACUUUGAGUUCACCAAGGACCCGGAUGAGUCCUUCAGCAUCGGGCGCUGCAUUGCUGCUGUCGCUGAGAGCCAGAUGGCCAAGGACCUGGGGCCCUCGGCACCGUUCCAGCCUUACCAGGCCAGCCUCCAGCGCCCUGUCACUGUUGUCACCGAGGAUGGCAUCCCCCCUGAUGGCUUCCUGAAAAACAAACUGGAGGUGGAAAUCCCGCUGCGCACCUACCAGUACCCGAGGAGCCUCAAGGACACAAUCCUGCUCGGACCCAGCACCAGCGCUGGCUCCAGUUGGGCUGCCAUGCAGUGAGUGCUGAGGGAUGGGGACAACGCUGCCCGUCCCUGUCCCUGCCGCUCCUUGGCCGAGGUGUCCCCAGGGCACGGUGACAUCCGGCGCUACGACAUGCAGGACGUGCCCAUGGUGCAGGACAGGGGGCUGCUGGUCCUUGACGUCCCUGGUGUGGCUGAGAACCGCCCGUCGGUGCUGAAGGGGGAUCACCUCUUUGCCAACCUGAGCAGUGAGAGGGACCAGUCCCCACUCGUCCAGUACAAGGGCUAUGUGCAUGGUGUGGAGCUGGAGAAGGUCAGGCUGGGCUUCUCCUCCAAGUGAGUGGUGUCGGGGCUCUCAGGGCCCUGCUUGGACGUGCCGAAGGCCUGGGGAGAGCCCAGGGAGCAUCCCUGUGCGCUGCUCACACGGCUCCUUCCCAGACUGCAGAAGAAGUGGUUUGACCGCAAGCUGCAGGCAAAUGAGGAGCAGUGCAGAGCUGUGACACACAUCAUGACAGGGAUGUCCCGGCCAGCCCCGUACCUCGUCUUCGGCCCCCCUGGCACUGGCAAGACAGUGACUCUGGUGGAGGCCAUCAAGCAGGUAUGGACGUGCUUCAAGGAUGCCCGGAUCUUGGCGUGCGCCCCAUCCAACAGCGCUGCAGACCUGCUGUGCCAGCGCCUCAUCAAGGACAUUGCCCCCCGGCACAUCUACAGGCUCAUCGCCAGCUCCAGGAACUACCAGGAGGUGCCUGCUGAGAUCAGGCCCUGCUGCAACUGGGACGAUAAGCAGAGCUGCUAUGUGUACCCGAGCAAGGAGCACCUGGGGCACUACCGGAUCCUCAUCACCACGCUGGUGACAGCAGGAAGGCUGGUGUCGGCCAACUUCCCCCCAGGGUAUUUCUCCCAUGUCUUCAUCGACGAGUGUGGCCAGGCAGUAGAGCCAGAGAGCGUGGUCGCCAUUGCAGGGCUCCUGACUGCCAUGGACCAGGAAACCAACCCCAACGGGGGGCAGCUGGUGCUGGCAGGAGACCCCCAGCAGCUGGGCCCUGUUCUGACGUCUCCACUGGCCAUCAAGCAUGGCUUGGGCACCUCGCUGUUGGAGAGGCUGAUGCUGCACAACCUCCUGUACAAGAAGUCAAGUGGAGGAUACGACCCGCAGUUUGUCACCAAACUGCUCUGGAACUACAGGUCCCACGAGGCCAUCCUGAGGAUCCCCAACGAACUCUUCUACGACAGCGAGUUGAAGGCCUGCGAGAGCGACGAGCUUGAUGUCCGGAGCCUGUACUGUAACUGGGAGGAGCUUCCCAAGAAAGGCUUCCCCAUCAUCUUCCAUGGGGUUUGUGGGGAAGACCAGAGAGAGGCCAAGAGCCCCUCGUUCUUCAACACGGCUGAGAUCGAGGUGCUGGUCCGUUACCUGAAGAAGCUGCUGCAGAGCCGGGGCAAGGGGGGCUGCCCCAGUGUGUCCCCCAAGGAGGUCGGCAUCAUCUCCCCCUACAGGAAGCAGGUGGAGAAGAUCCGGAAAGCCAUCACCUCCCUGGAUCCUGUCCUGCGGGCGCUGCCGGACAUCAAUCUGCUGAAGGUGGGCUCCGUGGAGGAGUUCCAGGGCCAGGAGCGGCGCAUCAUCCUCAUCUCCACCGUGCGCAGCUGCAGCGAGUACCUCCAGCUCGACCACAACUUCAAGCUGGGCUUCCUCAAGAACCCCAAGAGGUUCAACGUGGCCAUCACCAGGGCCAAAGCUCUGCUGAUCGUGGUGGGUAACCCAGCCGUGCUCAGCAAGGACCAGCACUGGCAGAGGUUCCUCAGGUACUGCAGGGAGGAGGGCGGCUACACAGGGUACCCCUACGAGGAGGAGAGCCAGGCAGCGGACGACCUCACCGCGGACCUCCACGCGCUGCACCUCGGCAACUAG